AUGGACGAAAAGAAAGCAUUGCUCCCGGCCAAACCUUUGACUCAUGGCAAGUCAAAAUAUACCUUAGUGAUUCAUGGCGGCGCUGGUACCAUGGACCGAAACCGCUCUACGCCAGAAAUCCGUGCGCAAUAUAAGGCAGCGCUCUCCAAGGCACUUCUCGCCGGCUAUGAGGUUUUGAGUGCGGAAGGCGAGGCAAUGGAUGCUGUCGUUGCAGCGGUGACGUCCAUGGAAGAUUGCCCGCUGUUCAACUCGGGUAAGGGCGCGGUUUUCAACGUCGCUGGAAAGAACGAAUUGGAGACGUCUAUCAUGUGCUCCGUUCCGCCUUCUACUCAUCCAUCCAUUCCACCCACUCGGCGUGGUGUAGGAAUUACGCUGAUCACCCACGCGCGCAACCCCUCCCAGCUAGCUCGAGCGUUGUACUUAUCUCCCGAAACGGCCCCACACACUAUGUUCUCUGGGACCGCUGCUGAGACACUUGGUGAAGCCCUCGGUGUGCAGAUGGUAGACGAGAGCUACUUUUGGACGGAGACGCGCUGGCGAGAACACCGUAGGGGUCUUGGACUUCCCGAGGAACCAUUACCGCCGUUCGAGCAUAGCGAUGACAAGAGCCAAAUCCCGCAGGAUCUCUUAGACCAGCUUCCAACAGGAACUGUUGGUGCGGUGGCUUUGGACGUGCGUGGGUGCAUUGCGGCAUGCACAUCAACCGGUGGACGGACGAAUAAGCUUGUUGGCCGUGUUGGCGAUACCCCGCAAAUGGGAGCCGGCUUUUGGGCGGAAGAAUGGAAAGUCAACGGCUGGGUCAGGCGUUCGUGGAGGAAGGUGAGAGGUAAGGACUCUAAGGUCGCUGUCGGAGUGAGUGGUACGGGCGAUGGCGAUUACUAUAUCAGGCUCGCGACGGCCUCCACUAUCGGACGUCGUAUGAGAUACCUUCAUGAGCCGCUGGAUCAAGCAGCUAGGUAUUGUAUAGAAGAAUUGCGUCGAGAUGGAGGGAUUGGCGGCAUCAUCGCUGUGGAUCGACAGGGAAAUAUUGCAAUGCCGCUCAAUUGCGAGGGGAUGUAUAGAGGUGUCGUACGUGAGGAUGGGGUACCGAAGACCGCUAUCUUUGACGAUGACCAACUUGAUUGA
Fibroporia radiculosa is the source of this 1125-nucleotide messenger RNA. RefSeq lists its product as uncharacterized. Gene Ontology annotation, molecular function: hydrolase activity. Bases 1 to 1125 code for a protein of 374 amino acids. The transcript has 5 exons. The record is from RefSeq and is a predicted model, not a curated record. Lineage: Eukaryota; Fungi; Basidiomycota; Agaricomycetes; Polyporales; Fibroporiaceae.